AUGGAAGAAAUCUUAAAUAUUCAAAAACCUAUAAUAUUUGAUGAAUCAGUCGCUCAUUAUGAGCUUCACACUCAUCUGCCAUAUGGCGCUUCAAAAUUUAAUAAUAGUGAUGAAAUAAGAAUCGGAGUUCAACAUCAAGACUUGUGUUUAUUACCAAGUAAAAGUUCACUGCAUAUUACAGGAAAAUUUACAAAAAGUAAUGGGAAUGCUGUUGCUGCUACAACUUCUCUUGUUAAAAUGUCAAUUGCUCAUAUGUUUGAAGAAAUUCGUUAUGAAAUAAAUGGCAUUGAAGUUGAUCGUAGUAAAAAUGUUGGUCUUACAACUUUAAUGAAAGGAUAUGUAUCAUUUAACCCUAAUCAAAAAGCAUUUCUUGAAAAUGCAGGCUGGAUAAACGAUGAAAAAAUAUUUGAUAAUGAAGGAAAUUUUAAUAUAUCAAUUCCAUUGAGUAUAUUAUUAGGUUUCGCAGAAGAUUAUCGUAAAAUAAUUAUUAAUGCAAAGCAUGAACUUAUUAUUGUAAGAUCGAAUACAGAUACAAACGCAUAUAAACAGACAACUGUUGCUGAUGCUGCUGCUGAAAAUGUAAAAAUUAGUUUGGAAAAAAUUGAGUGGAUAGUGCCAUAUAUACGAGUGUCAGACAAACAAAAAAUUCAAUUACUUAAUUUUAUUGCAAAAGAUCCAUCUAUAGCAAUGAGUUUUCGUACGUGGGAGCUGUAUGAUUAUCCUUUGCUACCAGCAACAACAAAGCAUAUUUGGAGUGUUAAAACAUCAACACAACUUGAAAAACCAAGAUACGUCAUCGUUGGUUUUCAAACAGCACGAAAAAAUGUUGCAAAUAAAGAUGCCAGUCUUUUUGAUCAUUGUAAGAUGAGAGAUAUUAAACUUUUCUUGAAUUCUCAAUCAUAUCCAUAUGGUAAUCUUAAUAUUAACAUAACACAAAACCAAUAUGCUUUAUUAUAUGACAUGUUUGCUCAAUUUCAAGUUUCGUAUUACGGAAAAGAGUCAGAACCAUUAUUAACAAAAAAAGAAUACAUAGAUCAGGCUCCUCUUAUUGUGAUUGAUUGUUCAAAACAAAAUGAAUUUUUAAAAUCUGGACCCGUUGAUAUACGACUUGAAUUCGAAUCAUUCGAACAGUUUCCCGCUGAAACAUCGGCUUAUUGUUUAAUAUUACAUGAUCGCAUUGUUGAUGGUAAUAGCUCCUCACGUUCAAGUGGAAUGCAAUACGAAUCAAAAGUUGAAAAAGAAUCGAGGAAAAAUUAUUUUGAAAUAUCUAAAUCAUUGCGAGGUUCUGAACCAUAUUAUGGUUAUGUAAAGCAGGGAAAAUAUGGCUCAGUAGGAGAUCAUCGACCGAAAUAUUAA
Messenger RNA from Aphidius gifuensis, 1356 nucleotides. RefSeq lists its product as uncharacterized. The transcript is spliced from 2 exons. Lineage: Eukaryota; Metazoa; Arthropoda; Insecta; Hymenoptera; Braconidae. The record is from RefSeq and is a predicted model, not a curated record. The coding region runs from base 1 to 1356 and encodes 451 amino acids.